This is a messenger RNA of Phasianus colchicus (ring-necked pheasant), 4292 nucleotides long. RefSeq names its product VPS41 subunit of HOPS complex (gene VPS41). Gene Ontology annotation, biological process: cellular response to starvation; protein targeting to vacuole; vesicle-mediated transport. The record is from RefSeq and is a predicted model, not a curated record. Lineage: Eukaryota; Metazoa; Chordata; Aves; Galliformes; Phasianidae. Gene Ontology annotation, cellular component: HOPS complex; late endosome. Gene Ontology annotation, molecular function: protein binding.
GCAGAGGAGUGUGCCUGGGAGUCCUGAUGGACAAGAAGUUGGACAUGAGCAGAAAGCUAACAGUAUGCUUGCUGGGCUGCAUCAGAAGAGGGGUGGCCAGCAGGGAGAGGGAGGUGAUUGGCUCCCUCUGCUCUGCCCUUGUGAGGCCCCAUCUGCAGUACUGCAUCCAGGCCUGGGGAUCCCCAGUAUAGGAAAGAAAUGGAACUGUUGGAAUGGACCCAGAGGAGAGCCAGGAAGAUUAUCAAAGUGCUGGAGUACCUCUCUGGUGAGGAAAUACUGAGGGAGUUGGGCUUGUUCAGCUUGGAGAAGAGAAGGAUUUGAGGAGAUCUAACUGCAGUCUACAGUACUAAAUUUUAGAAAUAACUUACGUAGUCAGGGGGUGGUGAGGUACUGGAACAGGUUACCCAGAGAAGCUGUGGAUGUCCAUCUCUGGAAGAGCUCAAGACUGGGCUGGGUGAGAUCCUGGGCAGGCUGAUCGGGUGGGCAGCAAAUCUGUCCAAGGCUGGGGUUUUGAACUAGAUGCCCCUUAAACACAAGCCAUUCUAUGAUUCUGUGUGGUGUCCCGACGUGCACGUGAUCAGGAUGGCAUUUAUGUACUCCUUUGCCACGAUGCCUUGAUGGUAUCUGCUAACUGAUUAAAAAUUUAGGUUGUCUUGUAUUAUCUCCCUUAGAAAUUAAAUCUAAUUCAUGACAGUUACAUGUUCUUGUACUGGCACAGUUGACUGAAGGUCCUCAACCCAGCGUCAGCCUCUCACUGUGUCUUCAAGGGACAGUUCUACUUCCUCUUGACCGAAGUCUGCCUAUGGCAAUGAGACACACAAUUUUCACUGUCACAGGAUCAUGGAAUCAUUAAGGCUGGAAAAGACCUCUAAGAUCAUCUAGUUCAACCGUCUACCCACCACCAAUAUUACAUCACCAUGUCAUGGUAAUGCUUUCUGCAUUUAACUUCCACUCUGCGACUUUACAGUUGUGUUUUCACCCUGACAGCCCAGGUUGUUGAGCAUUAUAUUCAAUUCUGGGCCUUGACAGCGAGGGUGAGGACUCGGUCCAUUAACACUGUUGAUCAACCUCACAUUUGGGGCAACCCCACUGGCAAUGCCUGAAUAACGCCUGAAAGCACUGCCUAAUGCUAUUUAGCUUCGGUUACAUUUUAACGCAGAAAGAAAGUUUAGAUUCAUUCACGGCACUCAGGUCUUCAGUUUUAAAGAGAGAAAACGCAGCAGCACUUAGAACCGUAGAAAGAAAUGCAGGCUUUAUAAGGUCGUCCUGUCACAGCAGCCCAAGCGCUGCUCCGGUGAGCGCUCGUCAACGGCUCUUAUCCUCACAGACAGGCAGAUACACGCGGGAACGGCGAUUAAAAAAAGGACAGACAACCCUGCCAGCGCAAAAACUACAUUUCCCAGGUGCCUCCGCUCUCCGCCUUCCUGCCCUCACAUGACGGCUAGCUGGCCGCGCCAUGGCGGAAGCUGCGGAGAAGGAAACCAGGUCUAAUGAGGAAUCAACAGAUGAAUCUGAGGAAGAUGAGAGUGAAGAGGAGCCCAAGCUGAAGUAUGAGCGACUUUCUAAUGGAGUGACAGAAAUUCUGCAGAAAGAUGCAGCCAGUUGCAUGACAGUGCAUGAAAAGUUUUUGGCACUGGGAACACAUUAUGGCAAAGUUUAUUUGCUUGAUGUCCAGGGGAACAUCACACAGAAGUUUGAUGUUAGCCCCGUGAAGAUAAAUCAGAUCAGUCUGGAUGAAAGUGGAGAACACAUGGGUGUUUGUUCAGAAGAUGGAAAGGUGCAAGUGUUUGGAUUGUAUUCAGCAGAAGAAUUUCAUGAAACAUUUGACUGUCCCAUUAAAAUUGUUGCUGUUCAUCCUCAUUUUGUAAGAUCCCACUUCAAGCAGUUUGUAACCGGAGGAAAAAAGUUACUGCUCUAUGAAAGAGGCUGGAUGAAUAGGUGGAAGCCUUCCGUUUUACAUGAAGGGGAAGGAAACAUCAGAAAUGUAAAAUGGAGAGGACACUUAAUUGCUUGGGCCAAUAACAUGGGCGUGAAGAUACUUGACAUGAUCUCCAAGCAAAGAAUUACCAAUGUGCCUCGGGAUGACAUAAGCCUUCGCCCAGACAUGUAUCCCUGUAGCCUUUGCUGGAAGGAUAAUUUAACACUGAUUAUUGGCUGGGGAAAUUCAGUAAAGAUUUGCUCAGUGAAGGAGCGGCAUGCCAGUGAAAUGCGCGACCUUCCAAACCGCUAUGUGGAAAUAGUGUUCCAGUUUGAUACAGAGUUCUAUAUCAGUGGGCUUGCACCUCUCUGUGACCAACUUGUUAUACUUUCAUACGUAAAGGAGAUCUCUGAAAAGACGGAGGUGGAGUGUUGUGCCAGGCCCAGACUGGACAUCGUACAACCUCUGCCUGAGUCUUGUGAAGAGAUCUCUUCUGAUGCACUAACAGUACGAGGAUUUCAGGAGAAUGAAUGUAGAGACUAUCAUUUAGAGUAUUCGGAAGGUGAAUCACUGUUUUAUAUCAUCAGCCCAAGAGACGUGGUUGUAGCUAAAGAACGGGACCAGGAUGACCACAUUGACUGGCUUCUUGAGAAGAAGAAAUACGAAGAGGCUUUGAUGGCAGCUGAGAUCAGUCAGAAAACCAUAAAAAAGCACAAGAUUUUGGACAUAGGCUUAGCCUAUAUAAAUCACCUAGUGGAGAAAGGAGAGCAUGACCUGGCUGCUCGAAAGUGCCAGAAAAUUCUUGGCAAAAACACAGAACUCUGGGAAUUUGAAGUUUACAAGUUCAAAGAAAUAGGUCAACUUAAGGCAAUUAGUCGUUACUUGCCCAGACGGGAUCCAGUUUUGAAACCUCUUAUCUACGAGAUGGUCCUGCAUGAGUUUUUGGAGAGUGACUAUGAGGGGUUUGCAACCCUGAUAAAAGAGUGGCCUGGAGAUCUCUACAACAACACAAUCAUAGUUCAAGCUGUAGUAGAUCACCUGAAGAAAGAUCCACAAAACAGGACAUUGUUAAGAACCCUUGCAGAACUGUAUACUUAUGAUCAGCGCUAUGGCAGAGCCCUAGAAAUUUACCUAACUCUGAGACACAAAGACGUCUUCCAGUUGAUCCACAAGCACAAUCUGUUCGGUUCCAUCAAAGAUAAAAUUGUUCUGCUCAUGGAUUUUGAUUCAGAGAAAGCAGUAGACAUGCUUUUGGAUAAUGAAGAUAAAAUUUCUAUUGACAGAGUUGUUGAAGAGCUAGAAAACAGACCUGAACUACAGCAUGUGUAUUUGCACAAGCUUUUCAAAAGAGACCACCAUAAAGGACAACGGUAUCAUGAAAAACAGAUCAGUCUUUAUGCUGAAUAUGAUCGUCCAAAUUUACUGCCAUUUCUCAGAGACAGCACACACUGUCCACUAGAGAAGGCUCUAGAGAUCUGCCAACAGAGAAACUUUGUAGAAGAGACAGUUUAUCUUCUGAGCAGAAUGGGUAACAGCCGCAGUGCUUUGAAGAUGAUAAUGGAAGAACUGCAAGAUGUAGAUAAAGCUAUUGAAUUUGCCAAGGAACAAGAUGAUGGAGAACUUUGGGAAGACCUCAUCUUAUAUUCUAUUGACAAACCACCUUUUAUUACUGGUUUGUUGAACAAUAUUGGAACUCAUGUUGACCCCAUUCUUUUGAUUCAUCGUAUUAAGGAAGGCAUGGAAAUUCCUAAUUUGAGAGACUCGCUAGUGAAAAUUCUUCAGGACUACAACUUGCAGAUCUUGCUGCGGGAAGGUUGCAAGAAGAUUCUUGUUGCUGACUCUCUUUCUCUGCUGAAGAAAAUGCAUCGAACUCAGAUGAAGGGUGUUCUAGUAGAUGAGGAAAAUAUCUGUGAAUCAUGCCUGUCACCAAUACUUCCUGCAGAUGCAUCCAAAUCCUUCAACGUGGUAGUGUUCCACUGCAGACACAUGUUUCACAAAGAAUGUCUCCCAGUAUCUAACACAGUAUCUUCUGUCCAGUUCUGCAACAUAUGCAGUGCCAAACACAGAGGACCAGGAAGUGCAAUCUUGGAGAUGAAGAAAUAGCAGUCCCCUAGCUCUCCAUACCAGUCUGUGACACCAAGUCUGUUAGGAGCCACUGUAGUUUCUGUUAGUCACAUUUCUGUAAAUAAUUCUGAAUGUGAUUUAAAACUGAUUUCUAUAAGUUAUCCUGCUUCUUGAACACUUUCUGGAAAGAGAAGAUGUGAAAAUCUUUGCUUAGUAGAGCUUUCAUAUUUCACUGUUCCUGUGCUCAGCUUAUUCUUUACUUAACUCUGGAACUGAAAAGGAAAAUAAAAAGACAGGAAACAAGUCUGAA